AUGGUGAAGUUACUCCUAUAUAAUCGCUUGUUCUACAAUCAACUACGACAGUUACACUCAAAUAACACGAGCGUUUCUACUCUUGGCAUGGAAAAGGAAAAGAAAGCAUUCCAAGAUGUCCUCCCAGAAUUUAUUGAAUCCGUGGUAACAACGACUAAGGUAAAAGAACUGCCUGAAGUUGCAACAUGGUUGAAACAGGUCCUAAAUUACGUGUUACCAGGCGGUAAAUUGAGCAGAGGGUUCAUUACAUCUCUGGGAUACAAAAUGUUUGAGGAACCUGAAUAUUUCUCAGAAAGAACACAGCACGAUGCUCACAUUCUGGGCUGGUGCAUACAAAUGAUGCACGCAACAUUUAUUGUAUUAGAUGACAUCGCUGAUGGAGGAACAAUGCGGCAUAAUAAGACAUGUUGGCACUUGCAAAGAAACAUUAGUUUGUACGCUGUCAACGACGCGCUGAUAAUGCAGCAAGCUAUGAUGGACAUGUUGAAUACUCACUUCGGGAAGUCGCCCAUCUAUACUGACUUGAUCAAUUAUUUUAAUGAGGCAAUGUACCGAACCAUAAUGGGCGAGCACUUGGAUUUAUGUUCAAACUACAACAAGGACACGGACAAUGUAGAAGUAUUCAACAUGAGCCGGCUCCAUGACACUGCCGUCAACAAGACAGGCUGCUAUUCCUUCAAGCUGCCAAUAUUUACUGCACUGCUUCUAGUGAAGAAUGGACAACAAUUAGCUACCGCAGAAUUACAUGAUUUAUGUUAUGGAAUUGGGAGAUUAAUGCAAGUUCAGGACGAUUAUCUUGACGUAUACGGCACCGAGACGGUCACAGGCAAAACUUCAAGAGAUAUCCAAGAAGGAAAAGCUACCUGGCUGUCAGCGACAGCGUUGCAGCGCUGCAACUCAGCUCAACUUUCGAUCUUCAAAGAAUACUACGGUAGCAAUGACUUGGAACAUGUGCAGCGCAUCAAGCAGCUUUACGAUGAACUGAAUUUGCCUGAUGUGUAUGAACAAUAUGAACUCAAAAUGUAUGACGAUCUGUUGCAUCAAAUUAACGAAAUGCCCCAUGAAGGGGGGAAGAUUUUACUCACAGAGAUAUUAAAUUCAUGCUUUAAACGUGUUAAGUGA
Molecule: messenger RNA, 1122 nt
Organism: Spodoptera littoralis (African cotton leafworm)
Lineage: Eukaryota; Metazoa; Arthropoda; Insecta; Lepidoptera; Noctuidae
Source: the annotation of a GenBank genome assembly